AUGCCUGCAGGCGGCCAGUGUUAUGAGCCCGGCCCUUUCUUCCCCACCAUCCCUGGUCAUAUGACCAGGAUGGGAAUCAUCUGUGCAGACACCUUAGAGGAGUUCUGGGAUUAUGAACACCAGGUGGAUCUGGAGGCAUUUAGCAGCAACACCUUCUACAGCCUCCUGCUCAAACAGAGUCUGUCUGUCACCACACGGCUGGGACAGCUCAGUACUGAGGUAAAGGAGCUAUAUCAGGGAGUGCUUGGGAAACUGCAGCUACUCCACCCACGCUCCAUCAUUGAGGAGAAGAUGGGGGAGGGUUAUGAGAGGAUAAGGAGGGAAGUGGAGAGGGAAGUCGUGCGACGAAAGACUCUGGCAUCACAGCUGAGGACACUGCUCGACAGUCAGCUGCAGGUUCUGAGGCGAGAGCAGCAGGCCCAACAGAGAGUCCACAGCAUGUUUACAGUUCAGCUCAGAGAGUGCAUCAGACUACUGUCCAAGGUUUAUAACAACAACCAGCCAUCCUGCGAACUACAUCAGCAAAAUUUGAUCCAGAGGCUUACAUCCCUGGUGGAUGAGAUGGGAGAGCUAGUGUCAGCAGAGUGCCAGCGUCAGGGGGCCUGGGGGUUACUGGGUGAGGGUACAGGGGCCAAGCUGCUCUGCCCUGAUACUGGAACAGUACUGACCAAGGACCACAUCUUUGGUCCUGAUGGUUCCCUGCGUGUCUGUCAUGCACUUCAUUGUGAUUCAGUCACAGGACUCAUAAGACCAAAUGCUCACAGCCAUAUGCUGCUGCACAGCGGCCACACCAUGCCGGUGCCACCUGAUUUCUUUCUCCACCCUCAGACUGGCAGAGUUAUGCCCAUAUUUGGCAACGUGGCUUAUGAUCCCGCAACCUCUACUUUAGUGUUAACAACUGACUCGUGUGCAGGAGACAACAGAAAGUGGGACAGUCCUCUCCUUCCUUUCAUUCCUUACCCAACCUCCCGCCACUCAGACCAGCCUCUGCCCAGCACUCGGCUCAGAGGCCUCAAACCGGGCCAGAGACUGCAGCUGGGUGUACCCAUGGCAGACCCAGACACAGGGGUCCCAGUGCCUAUUCUGGCUGUAACUAUCCACCCUGAGACAGGAUUAGUCUACCCACUAGGUGGGGUGCAUGUCUGUCCUGUCACACGCCUGCUACAGCCCAUCCAGAUUGGCUAUCCAAUGCUAGACUCCAGGACGGGGAAUAUUGUGCUCACUGUUGGAGUCAGUCUAGAUCCAGUAACAGGAGCUGUGCUUCCAGUAGGUGGAGUUCUUUUGGCUGAGUCCAUCAUUGAACCUCUGAGUGGGCGGAUGGUGAGAAUAGGAGGGGCCAGCAUACGGGCUGGGCAGCUGCUUCCCAAUGCUGGAGGAUACCAGGCUCUCCUAGACUGCAAGGUUCUGGCAGUCAUGUUUAAAGUGUUGGAGCUCCUGAAGACACUAACUGAAGAGUGGGGGUCGGACCAAUCUCUGCAACGUCAUCAGGGCAGUGAGAGAGGGAGUGGUCGACAAGAUCAUCUGCUCACUGCAGCCAAGGAGCUCAGGAAGGCCUGGGGAAGGAACCUGCACUGUCAGCUGCAGCUACAGACCAGGUUGGAAAUCUUGCUGGACUGGGCUGUGGGUCUCCAGCAAGAUGGAGGAAGUCUGGGAGACAUGCCUCUCCCAGGUUCAGACAUGUAUGUUCCAGCUCUGGUGGGGAUGGAGUAUCCUGAUCCCAUGGGAUCUGGUCUUAGUGUACCAGUGCUUGGAUGUCAGACUGAUCUUGUCUCUGGGAUUAUAAUACCGUUAGCAGGAACCAUGGAGGACCCAGAUGGAAAAGGCUUAGUGGCUAUCCAGUAUGGCUCUCAGACUGUUGACCCAGUGACAGGGGUGUUGGCACCAGUGGUUGGAGCCAGGAUGGAUAUGUCCAGAAAAACUGUCGUACCUGUCACAGCUUCCUACUGGCUAACGGUGGCAGAUCAAACAGAUAGUGUGCAGGUAGAGGCGCUGCAGAGAGAGGUGUGUCUGAGAAACACUUACUGGCAGCAGCAGAGGCAGCGGGAGGAAGAUAUUCUCUCUGAUCUGGACUCUGCUUUAUUCCAGUGCCUCUUCAGAGUCACAGAAGCAAACUCUUAUCAGGUCCAGUGGUCAGGGAGACAACUGAGAGAAGCAGCCGUGGAGCUGCAGGAUUCAGCGCAGACUGAGGCCCAGAGGAGAGCAGCUCAGCGCUCCCACUUGGCUCUGAUCUUGCCUCCACAUGUAUUACACAUCCUCACACUGGGUGACGGGGGGGAGUGGGAUCAGCAGUGUGUUUGGCACUCAGAGCUACUGUCAGGCCUUGAUAAGGUGGAUGUGUGUAUGGAGCAGCUGCAGCAAGAACAAGAGAAAUGGAUAACACAGGGAGGAGACUGGACUACAUCCCUCCAAGCUAUGGACAGAGAGCUAAGACAGAGAGAGUUGUGGGAGCAGUGUUGUUCCAAACAGACAGAGUUGGACACUGCCCUUAAUGCGCUGCACUUCGUCAGACACCUUUGUCAGCUCCGUGCCGACACCGCUCAGGCACUACUUUGUGGAAACUUUUGGUACAGGGAAUAUGGUCUGGUCCAGUGCAGUGUGCACAGGCCGACUGUGAAGGUCAUGGGUUUACUCCAACAGAUUGCUUUGCCUCUGCUGGAGAGGCUAAACCAACUCCUGGAAGACAAACAACCUGCCAGCUUCUCUCCCAACAUCUGCAAUCAGCACAUUUCUGGUUUGUCAACAAAGCAUGCAUAUGGGUUAGAGAUAUCCUCCAGAGUCUGGACAGCCUCUGUGCCUGUGGUGAAAGGAAUAUCCACCCAGUCUUUGAGGGAGCCUGUCAAUUUAGCUCAAUCCAAGGACACGGGUUGGCAGGCAAGCUCAGCACUGACACGCAACUCACAGAGAAACACUGGAUCCUCAGGAAUUCACUCCCAGGAGAGCCAGAAAGAGUCUGCUCAGCCUACGCAUAUGUCAGUGCCCACAAUUCCAGAAGAGGAGUGGAGCAAGCUGUUGGAGCUCUCUCCUCUGUUCCAGCUGUUGAAGGGGGUGCAGCAGCAGCUGAAGGACUGGGCCUGUGGGGCAGGGCUUCUUAGAGGAGAGCUCACUGAUAAAGGCAAGAGUUUCAUGGAUGUCCUUGAUGCUCAGUGGGAAUGUGAGGGCGAGCUGAUCCCUUUGGACCCAGCGGUCCUUAACCCCAGAGAGUUUCUGGUCUACCAGCAUGGAAUAUUCCUGAUGCACACAUUGAAUAAUCUAAAACUGACUCCUGCCAUUUCACUUCAGAUAGCAGCUAGUCUCCCAAACAACAACUACUUCAACAAUGCCUUCAGAAAUUCCUUCUUUUAUCAGGAGGCAGAGGAGACGCUCUUUGUCCGUCGCCAGAGGCUCCAAUCAGUUGGAGGCUUCUCUCUGCUGCUGCUUCACUGUCUGUCCCAUGUCAAAAUUAAUAACAUGAGCUCUGACUCCAGUCCUGCCUUCCAGAGGCUAUUCUUCAAGAUACUCCAGGCAUGUCUGGGGGAGUUAUUUCAUGCCAGACUGGGCAUAUCUGCUGCUGGACAGGAAGCCAAUUUGAGUGUGUUGUUUCAGGACCAAGAGGCCUCUUCAGGGGACUUAAAGGGGCCUCCUUUAGACUCUCAUGCUGCCUCGCUGCUUUAUAGGCUUCACAAACCAAACCGAGGAUUGCUGUCGGAAGAUGAAGUGGAGGAACUUCAGAAAAAGCACAGGGAAUCGUCUCUGUUCACCAAACUUGAAGGACUUUUGAGAGAGAAUAGCUCUGAAGCAAUGGAGAAAGACGGAGACCAGAUUGUGUCAACAGAUGUAGUGACAGAUACAAGGACUUUUAUCCCUCCACAUUAAUGUUCAAGAUGAAAAAUUCGGUUUUAAAGUCCAAAUAUAUAUAUUUUUUUACUCCAAGUCUUUUUAUUGAUGUUUAUACAAAAAGACAUAGUGUACAAAGUACAUAGAUACAGAAACUUCAGAAAUAAUACAAAUAUAAACAUCACCCCCCCUCGCUCCAACAGAGCCCCAUCCCUGCAACAAUAUUGCUGUACCAUUUAACAAUUCAAUAUUGACUGAGCUUGUAAGCAGACACUUGUACAUACCAAAAUUACAUAUACGAAAAUGUAUAAAAAAUAAAUAAAUAAAUAAAAGAAACACAAAUAAAUAAAAAUAAAUAAAUAAAAAUUUAAAAUUCAAUAUGUAAUCAGAAGCGGUCCUUAUGGGUUGCAGAUUAUAUGCAAUACAAGAUCAGUCAUAUUAAACACCAGUAUUAGCGACAUCUAAUUUCUCUAUAUAACUUAAAAAAAGGUU
This is a messenger RNA of Larimichthys crocea (large yellow croaker), 4305 nucleotides long. RefSeq lists its product as uncharacterized. NCBI's taxonomy places the organism in Eukaryota, Metazoa, Chordata, Actinopteri, Sciaenidae. Bases 1 to 3852 code for a protein of 1283 amino acids. The transcript has 25 exons. The record is from RefSeq and is a predicted model, not a curated record.